Molecule: messenger RNA, 2164 nt
Organism: Patiria miniata (bat star)
Lineage: Eukaryota; Metazoa; Echinodermata; Asteroidea; Valvatida; Asterinidae
Exons: 5
Coding region: 3-1256 (417 amino acids)
Source: RefSeq, a predicted model, not a curated record
ACAUGUACGUAGUGAUCUCAAGGAACACUGCUGCAGUGCGGAACAAGUAUGGUCACCAUCGUCAGGUUAGCAACACGAUGACUGCCGUGCGCAUGCUCAAAUUGUUCCUCGCCUGCUUAGCCGCUGUGUGUGGUGCAGCGAUGUUAUACUCACUAUGGAUCAGGGAAAACAGCCAAAAAGGUGGUGUCAUCUUACGACUGGACCGAUUAACGAGCAAACCACUUUACAAAUCUACUGCAAGUUACUCAUCAGAAGUCCAGCCAAUUCAGCGAUUGGGUGAGACAAACGUUAGUGGCAUUACUGUGAAAGUUUCCAUGGACGAUAUGACGAGAGAUGUAAAUGCCGAGAAACAACUCCGGGUCAGUUCUUCGAUUCGUCACACCAGUGAUUUUCCAGAGGCGGGGAGGCCACUGAUCGACCUGGACCGGCAGGACGUGGACUCGGACGAGCUGUUCCAAAGGCUGGUUGUAGUGACGGCCUUCUCGGAGAAUCACCGCCUGGAGGUGAUGGGGAUGAUCGGCACGGUACAGAGCCGCAUGCCCGCUACCAGGAUCAUCGCCUACGAUCUGGGCAUCGAGUCGAAGAAUUUACCCCAAGUGAGGAAGUUGUGUAACAUCGAGAUUCGGCCCUUCAAGUUCGACAGGUACCCGCCUCACGUGUCGGUGCUCGUGAAAUACGCCUGGAAAGGUAUCAUUAUAAAGGAAGCCCUGGAUGAAUUUGGCGUCAUUUUCUGGGCGGACGCGUCUGUCAGGUUCCUGGACUCCUUGCGAACAUUGCUGCCGUUGGCCAAGGGACAUCACGGCUAUUUUUCAAGAAUUCACAGCUACUCCCCCUUGAGCAACACAUCUCUUUCCCUGCCUGUCGUCCACAAUUUCUACCUUACCGAUCCACGGGUGUUCGCCCAUUUUGGUAUCGAAAGAAAAGAGUACGCGCGUUCCCCCAACACGCCCCACGUUGCCGCCAAUCGGCAGCUCAUCAUCAACAGCACCACCGUCCAAGAAAAGGUGGUCCGACCCCUCUACGCAUGCGCGAUGAACGAGACUUGCAUCAGUCCCCCCGGCACUUCUCGCAGGAAUCACAUGUUCGACGCCUCGGCGCUGAUGCUGAUCUUUUACAAGUACUGGCCCGAGGAGUUUAAUCGGGGGAACGACCACGUUUCCGAUAUGGAUAAAGUCACGGCGAUGCACCGACAAUCUGACGAUUGGAGCAGAGCCCAAUUCUGUGAGCUCAAAGAUGGCGUCCGACCACACCGUUGAGAAAAUACAAACACUUCCUCAGUCGCGACUCCAUGGGUGCGUGCGCGUACCUUCACUAAGAUCGCGCAAGGCAUGAUGGGAAGCAACAUGGCGCAGCAAUAUCGUACCCAUGGAAACGAGGAUGCUACUUCUUUCAUUGGAUUCAGAGCUAGCCAUCCUCGGUACGGCAACAGAGCUGCAGUCAAGUCCAUCACAGGCCUUUCACAAGUCAAAUCUGAAGUUAUCACAAGUCAAACUCCUAAGUAAGAUCACAAGUGACACUGUGGAGGAACAUGGAAAGAGGAAUGCCUUUAUCACAGUUUAUAUGGAUAGCUUGUCACGUGACUUGAGAUUGGAUGACUUGUGCUUUAACCAAAGUUCACGUCUUUCAUUGCUGCUAUCUAUCCUACCUCUAAACAUCCCGUGGACAAUUUCAUAGUUCGUGCAUGGAGUUAUAUAGUCUUCCUGGGCAAGACACUUCGCAGUGUUUUACGUCUUGUUCGUCUAAUCCGAGCCCAUCCAAAACAAAAAAUUCAAGUUCACAUUUACUUAAUGAGUAGAAUGAACAAAAGGGCGAUGAGAAUGCAAAAUCAAACCAUCCAAUUUUCUCGCCUUAAAGUUAACUCGGUGAGUGAUUUUGGAAUAAUGGACUUCAUGAUGCAUGAUAGCAUAACUUGACAUCACAUAAACAGCGCCCUAGGGAUGCAGGCCAGUAAAUAGGCCCAAAAUUGCCUACGCCGACCAAAUCACAAAUUUGUAUGUCCGCAGUUAGAGCAUUUUGUGGGCCAUGAACUUGAGGGUUUGUACAAAGAUAAUAAGGUGGAAGCCUUGAUCAGGACUGCGACAUUGUAGUUCUGUGAAAUUAGGAUGAAAUUAGGCCCUAAUUUGCUCUAUUUUGCAAAGGAGCGUUAGGCAUCAUUUUUUUUCAA